CGGCGCGGCAGCAGCAGUGGCAACGGGCGGCGACGGCGGGGGAGGCAGCCUUGUACCUAGAUAAAUCUAAGUGAAAUGUUUGUCUGCUUGAAGCCUCUCCAUAUUAGCUUGUCAUUCCAGCGUCUGGUUCAUGCUCUUGCCUAUUGUAGGCAAGGUUCCUUAAGACUCAAAAAACAUGGCCAUCUCAGGAACCAUCUGCACACAACCAGGGCAGUCUCUUCAGAAAGAAUCACUCCCGUGUUCACCAGAGCUUUGGCAUAUGGCGACAAACUUGCCCUAGUUGACCACCGUGGACAGUACACAUACAAAGACCUUUACUAUAGAAGUCUUCGCUUGUCCCAGGAAAUAUGCAAGAUUUACAACUGUCCCAGUGGAGACAUUAAGGAAGAAAGGAUUUCCUUCAUCUGCUCCAAUGAUGUGUCUUAUGUCAUUGCCCAGUGGGCAUCCUGGAUGAGUGGAGGAAUUGCUGUUCCUCUGUAUAAGAAGCAUCCAGCAUCUGAGCUGGAGUAUGUCAUUCAGGACUCCCAGAGCUCUUUGGUCAUUGCUGGCCAUGAGUAUGUGGAUCUUCUAAAGCCCAUUGUUAACAAGAUAGGGGUGUCGUUUUUGCCCCUUACAUCCACAGUCUAUGACAGAGAAGCUGAUGGACUAACCCAAGGGCAUGCUUCCCAUUUAGAGUGGAAAGAUAGAGGGGCCAUGAUCAUCUACACAAGUGGGACGACAGGAAGACCCAAAGGGGUCCUAAGUACGCAUCAGAAUCUAAAAGCAGUGAUAACAGGGCUUGUUGACAAAUGGGCAUGGAAAAAAGAUGAUGUGAUCCUUCACGUCCUUCCAUUGCACCACGUCCACGGCGUGGUCAACAAGUUGCUUUGUCCCCUCUGGGUGGGAGCUACCUGUGUCAUGCUGCCUGAAUUCAAUGCCAAAGUGGUUUGGGAAAAGUUUCUAAGCUCUGAAAAGCCACGGAUCAAUGUUUUCAUGGCAGUGCCUACCAUUUAUUCCAAAUUGAUGGAUUAUUAUGAUAAACAUUUUACCCAGCCUCACGUCCAGGAUUUUAUACGUGCAGUCUGUAAAGAGAAAAUCAGGUUAAUGGUGUCAGGAUCCGCCGCUCUACCAGUGCCAGUCCUUGAGAGGUGGAAGAAGCUCACGGGGCACACUUUGCUAGAGAGAUAUGGAAUGACAGAGAUUGGAAUGGCACUGUCUAAUCCCCUGAAGGGCAUUCGUGUCCCAGGUGCUGUGGGUACUCCAUUACCUGGAGUAGAGGUGUGCAUUGUCUCUGAAAACUCCAGGAACGAGAGCCAACCUUACCUCAUUCAUGCCCAAGGAGACCAGAACAGAACCAAGGUGACUCUGGGCUCAGAGGGCAGAGAAGGGGAACUUUUGGUGAGAGGCCCUACAGUAUUUCGAGAAUAUUGGAACAAGCCUGAAGAAACCAAGAGUGCUUUCACACCCGAUGGCUGGUUUAAAACAGAAGAUACAGCUGUGUUCAAGGAUAACAGAUACUGGAUCAUGGGCCGGACAUCUGUGGACAUCAUUAAGAGUGGAGGCUAUAAAAUCAGCGCUCUGGAAGUGGAGCGUCACUUACUGAGCCACCCAAGCAUCAUGGAUGUUGCUGUCAUUGGAGUUCCAGAUAUGACAUGGGGCCAGCGGAUUACUGCUGUGGUCAAGCUUCGUGAAGGCCAGUCACUUUCUUGCAAGGACCUGAAAGAAUGGUCAAGAGGAUACAUGGCAGCCUACACCAUCCCUUCUGAAGUCUUGUUAGUUGAGGAAAUCCCACGGAACCAGAUGGGGAAAAUCAACAAAAAAGAUCUACUCAAGCAGUUUUAUCCUGCUUAGCCCCUGCGGCUAAAACUUCGGUGACCUGGGCCCCCUUCAUCAGGAUUUGAAGUUACCUGUUUGCUCUUGUGAGCCCUACCCCCAACCCUUCCUCAUGAUGUAUCUCUAAUAACAGAAUGCCCUUCUGUGAUUGGGCCUUGGAAAGAGGCAAGAACAGAGACAUCUCCUCUUUUAAUCACCCGUUUCAGAGCUGCUUACACAGAAUUAAGCAAUAGAUAGUCCUAGGUUUAAUCUGAUUUUUUUCUACAGUCUCAGACUGAUUGCUAAAUGCAGAGCAGUCAAAAUGCCUUCCCCCUCCUUCCUUUCUCAGAAAGGAGGGCUGUUUUUCAUGUUCUCCUUCCAAUCAGUAUCUGAGGACGUUUUACCAAUCUUGCUGUUUUAAUAAGCCUCUGGUAUGUCAGUAGCAGAACUCCACCAUAAAGGUUCAUCCAUGGAGCUGGUGGGAUGCUUUUCCCCCACAGAUGACUCUGCACCCCUAACUCCAGCUCUGGCCAUCUAAGGCUUCUGACUCAAUAGUGAUGGUGGUAGUGGUGGUGGCCAGUUUCCAAAUGAUAUUUGUGCUUUGGAUUGGAGUAAACACAUCAGUGGGGGUCUUCCCAGCCCAUCAAGCAAUGUCAAUUCAAAGAAUUGAAUUAAAAAGAAACCAUGAGAGCUGACCUGCUGUGUGCUGUUUACCUUUGUGUGCUGAGGAAAGAUAGAGUAAGUCUGCACCUGCCAUGCUCUCCCUUUGAGCUCAGGACUUCAUUCCACCCUCACCACUGACCCACCCACCAAACCCGGACCCAGGCACUUCAUUAAGUCAGUCUCUUGGCAGUUGACAUUGGAAUUGGCCAUUACCUCAACACCCAUCAGUGUAAUACUUGGGCUAAGCAGCCUGCCCAUAGUUCUGUGCUAUCGUCCGAUAGAAGCCAGAGUGCAGACAACAUUAAACUACAGAGUAAAAUGCUGCCUUGACACCUUCAUUUCCUGGGGAGAUGAAUUCCUCAUUGCCUAUGUAGGACCUAGAGGGUGGGGGGAGCAGAGCUCUCAUUCCCUUCCCCGCUACCAGCCUCCUCUCUUUGGGAUGCUCGUCCUCCAUACUGUUUAUAUCUAUCAGCCUCAGGCCAUAUGCAACUCAUCCUCAGAUGAAAUUGCUGUUUAAAUUAAACUUCUGUCCUUAGCCAUCCUCA
This is a messenger RNA of Vombatus ursinus (common wombat), 2999 nucleotides long. RefSeq names its product acyl-CoA synthetase family member 3 (gene ACSF3). The coding region runs from base 76 to 1830 and encodes 584 amino acids. Lineage: Eukaryota; Metazoa; Chordata; Mammalia; Diprotodontia; Vombatidae. Gene Ontology annotation, biological process: fatty acid metabolic process. The record is from RefSeq and is a predicted model, not a curated record. The transcript is spliced from 10 exons. Gene Ontology annotation, molecular function: medium-chain fatty acid-CoA ligase activity.